AUGGAGGCGCAGCGACGCGCACGCGCAGUGACGGACCCACGGCAGGGAACGCGUCUGAGCUCGACAUCGACUCGUUUCCAGCAUGAAACUAACGCGUAAACUCGUCCUGGCUCGGGCUAAAGCGUCGGAUCUGGACAGCGUGAAGAAGCUGAACUGCUGGGGCUGCAACCUGACAGAUAUCUCUAUAUUUGUGGAGAUUCCUAACAUUGAGGUCCUCACGCUGAGUGCCAAUCAGAUCUCGUCUCUGGAGCACAUCUCGUCGUGUCAGCAUCUCAGCGAGCUCUAUCUGAGGAGGAAUAAGAUCCCGAGUCUGUCUGAGCUCAAGCACCUGCGGCAGCUGAGGAGUCUGAAGGUGCUGUGGCUCGCCGAGAACCCGUGCUGCGACGCCGCUGACCCGCAGCGAUACCGCCUGACCGUCCUCCGAGCCCUGCCCGGCCUGCACAAACUAGACAACCAGGUGGUUACAGAGGAGGAGCUCACACGAGCGCUGAAGGAAGGGGAGGAGCUUGUGUCACCUCCAGGCCACGCCCCCACCAGCUCUAACAAUGGCCUGACAGAAGCAGACUCUGAGACAGAUCCUCUGAACUACAGCAUGGAGGAAACCAACAAGAUACGAGCUCAGCUGGGAAUGAAGCUGCUGCCCAGAGACAAGUUCCCCUCGCUGACGUCCCCCCGAGACUCCGGAGACACACCGAGGAGGAAGAGUCACACGCUGGAGGCCGUUCUGCUCCUGAUGAAGGACCUGGACGUGGAGGAGCUGAAGAUCGUUCAGUCCGUCGCCGAGAGCAAGCUCCGAUCACGCAGUCGACGGCGAGAGCGAGAGAAAUCUCCCGUCUGCUCGUGAAGGAAGCGACCGCACGCGUCUCAACCCCAUCGCUACCGAGUGGCCUUUUCCCGUUUAAAAUCAGGACGCUUUCCCGUUUCGGAGGAAAUCGUUUCGCUUUGUAAUGACCUGAAUGAAGUGUGACAGUGCUUUGUUGCGUCCAGAUAAUAUAUGAUGUAUUUUUCUAUGUAAAUAAACUCAGGUGCAUAAGAAUA
This is a messenger RNA of Puntigrus tetrazona (Sumatra barb), 1038 nucleotides long. It is a transcript of the gene cfap410, whose product is annotated as cilia and flagella associated protein 410. The record is from RefSeq and is a predicted model, not a curated record. Gene Ontology annotation, biological process: mRNA splicing, via spliceosome; cytoskeleton organization. The transcript is spliced from 7 exons. Gene Ontology annotation, cellular component: U4/U6 x U5 tri-snRNP complex. Bases 83 to 844 code for a protein of 253 amino acids. Gene Ontology annotation, molecular function: protein binding. NCBI's taxonomy places the organism in Eukaryota, Metazoa, Chordata, Actinopteri, Cypriniformes, Cyprinidae.